Molecule: messenger RNA, 1485 nt
Organism: Galeopterus variegatus (Sunda flying lemur)
Lineage: Eukaryota; Metazoa; Chordata; Mammalia; Dermoptera; Cynocephalidae
Gene: GALT
Product: galactose-1-phosphate uridylyltransferase
Exons: 11
Coding region: 87-1226 (379 amino acids)
Biological process (GO): beta-D-galactose catabolic process via UDP-galactose, Leloir pathway
Cellular component (GO): cytoplasm
Molecular function (GO): zinc ion binding; UDP-glucose:hexose-1-phosphate uridylyltransferase activity
Source: RefSeq, a predicted model, not a curated record
CGGGGCGGGGCGGGGCGGGGUGGGGCAGACGAGAAAAGGGUGAGGCGCGGCCCCGCGCACGUUCCAGACGACCCCCCUGUGGCCUCAUGUCGCGCAGCGGAACCGGCCCUGAGCAACGCCAGCAGCCGUCAGAGGCGGACGCCGCGGCAGCACCCUUCCGGGCGAGCGAGCAUCAGCAUAUCCGCUACAACCCGCUGCAGGAUGAGUGGGUGCUGGUGUCAGCUCACCGCAUGAAGCGGCCCUGGCAGGGGCAAGUGGAGCCCCAGCUUCUGAAGACAGUGCCUCGCCAUGACCCCCUCAACCCUCUGUGUCCCGGGGCAACACGGGCAAAUGGAGAGGUGAAUCCCCACUACGAUGGCACCUUCCUGUUUGACAACGACUUCCCAGCUCUGCAGCCUGAUGCCCCCUAUCCAGGACCCAGUGAUCACCCCCUUUUCCAAGCAGAGGCUGCUAGAGGAGUUUGUAAGGUCAUGUGCUUCCACCCCUGGUCGGAUAUGACACUGCCACUCAUGUCGGUUCCUGAGAUCCGGGCUGUCAUCGAUGCAUGGGCUUCGGUCACAGAAGAUCUGGGUGCCCAGUACCCUUGGGUGCAGAUCUUUGAAAACAAAGGAACCAUGAUGGGCUGUUCCAACCCCCACCCCCACUGCCAGGUGUGGGCCAGCAGUUUCCUGCCAGAUAUUGCCCAGCGUGAGGAGCGAUCUCAGCGGGCCUAUUGGAGUCAGCAUGGAGAGCCCCUGCUGAUGGAGUAUGGCCGCCAGGAGCUACUCAGGAAGGAACGUCUGGUCCUAACCAGUGAUCACUGGUUAGUGCUGGUCCCCUUCUGGGCAGUGUGGCCCUUCCAGACAUUAUUGUUGCCUCGUCGACAUGUGCAGAGGCUGCCUGAACUGACCCCCACCGAGCGUGAUGAUCUAGCCUCCAUCAUGAAGAAGCUCUUGACCAAGUACGACAACCUAUUUGAGAUGUCCUUUCCCUACUCCAUGGGCUGGCAUGGGGCUCCCACAGGAUCAGAGGCCGGGGCCAACUGGGACCACUGGCAGCUGCACGCUCAUUACUACCCUCCACUCCUACGCUCUGCCACUGUCCGGAAAUUCAUGGUUGGCUAUGAAAUGCUUGCCCAGGCUCAGAGGGACCUCACCCCUGAGCAGGCUGCAGAGAGACUAAGGGCACUUCCGGAGGUUCAUUACCACCUGGGACAGAAGGACAGGGAGGCAGCAGCCAUUGCCUGACCAUGCUGACCACAGGGCCUUGAAUCCUGCCUGAGGGAACUGGGGCCUGAAGUUUGGGCAGAUAUAGCAUCAACAAAACUAUGCUUUUCAAACUUUAAUCACAUAUUCUAACACCAGAGUGUGAACUCUAAUCUAUAGGGAUCUGGGGCUAAAGGCUAAUAGCCAGCUCCAGCCACAACUUUUUUUUGCCUAUAGAUGUGUAAGAACUUGAUGCAAAAAUUCUGAACAAAAUUAAAUUCAGUAUUUUGUCUGGCCUAUA